Molecule: messenger RNA, 7253 nt
Organism: Chilo suppressalis (striped riceborer)
Lineage: Eukaryota; Metazoa; Arthropoda; Insecta; Lepidoptera; Crambidae
Source: the annotation of a GenBank genome assembly
AGUCACCGUUCGCAGCGCGCGCAGAGAGCGCAUCUUCACGUGUGCCUUGCGAAUCGCAUCGGUAUUAAACCUAACUUUACCAACUUUUUAGAGACCGACCGAACAGUUUUGAUACUCCAACGUUCUGCAUUUCCAUUACUAUAACCUUUUUUGUAUCUCUGCUUUUUUCAGUAUUUUUUAUGAUACCUAAUUUAUUAAAACAAGAGUGUGUGCUUCGUUAGUGGAUUUUAGGAAAAUAUACACGACCCCUGACCGAGAUUUUGCAUAACCUCCGCUCUUAUCGCGCUCGCCACAAAACAAUAGAUUAGUUGUAAUUUUUUUCACAUACAACACUAGUUUUACUAACAUUGUUUUGUCAAAAAAUCUAGACAAUGUCCGAAUGUUAGGAGCUGUUCUUUAAUUAUGUGCAAUUUUUGCGUAACGCCAGCGGCUUAGCCGUGAGAACACAUUGUAUGUUGUGUGUCAGGAGGCAUAGCUUUUCUUGUAUUAGUGUUAUGGAUGGAUUAUACAAUGCAGGAACUUGGGAUCAUGUUUGACAUGUAGUCGUUAGCAUGUCGCGGUGAAACGAAGCGUUGUGAUUUUUGUUGCAUAUUUGUAGCACACUGUGUGCAUUUUUGCAAGUUGAUUAACUAGUUUCAUUUUUUAGUAUCGUUCCAUAUUUAAAUGCGCAUCAAGUGAGGUCUCGCAAUAGUUUUGGAAGUGCACAGCGUUGCGGUUAUUGCCAAAUUCACGUGUGACAAGUGACAACACAUUUUGCAGGUGUUUGUGAAAAUAAUCGGUGGGAAAACACGCCAGUUGGUAUUGUUGGUGAGGUGACUGAAAGGACUUAUAUUGAAAAAUACAAUUAUCAGUGAUGCGGUGGAAGUGUGGGUACUCGGGGACCAUAAUGAUUUGCAGGACGGUACUUCUCAUCGUAAUGCUUACAAUAAGUUUAUGUGACGGGACACGUCGCCAAGCGCAACGUCGAAGGGACUCGUCGCGUUCUGGCGAACUGUACGUGCCGGCGCCGAGCGCUGAAAGCAUCCAGGCGCUCGCUCAAGCGAUGGGCGCGGCCGGGUUCGAGCACUAUACAGAGGGGCGCGCGCUCGUCAAGCGGCUCAUACCCGCUGACAGCCAGCCCGACCUCGACGUAGUUGAGCACCAAGGUGUGAUUGGAAAAGCUGGUUUGGACUUCCCGGCAUACCCGAACAUUCCGAACACAGGGUUCAACUGCAAGAAUGUGCCGACAGGAUACUACGCCGACUUGGAGACAGAUUGCCAGGUAUUCCACAUCUGCGACACAUCCCGUAAAAUCUCUUUUCUGUGUCCAAACGGUACCAUCUUCAGCCAGUCCCACCUCAUCUGUGACUGGUGGUUCAAGGUGGACUGCGCUUCGGCACCCGCACUCUACGAAUCCAGCGCUGAAUACUACUCAAACGAACAAAAGAAGACCCAGAAAGUCACGCAAACCCUAACCAAAAACUCAGAUCUCCAACAAAUCAACACUGACACCAAUAUUCGUGCAGAAUCCAGAAGAAGCUCUGUCAACGUACCAAGCACCACGGAACGAUUUCUCAGACACAGGCAAAGGCUUCAAGGAGACGCUCAACUUAGCAGCGCUAAAGCUACAGCAAGGAGUUUCCAAACACUUUUUGAAACCCCCAGCUAUACUCCCACACAGCGCACGAUAGGAACAACAGCUUUUGAAAAAAGGAGGAAGAACCUAGUACAACUCAUUGCCAAUAACUUUGGUAACCCACCUGCUAAGUCUACCUUGCCAACAUAUUCUGAAGGACCAGUCUACAGACCAACAACCGCCGCCCCUGCCUUCGAUUACAACAAUCCAAGAGAAAUGCAAGUCGUUGCAGAGAGCGCUUCAUUCGCAGCUAACAAAAACAACAGGCAGUUCUUGCAAGAUUUCAACAGCAAAAAUUUCCGUCCUUACCCGGUGUAUACUCCUAAUCUUCCACCCAAACCACAAAAGCCAAAUAAUCCCAACCUGACUACGCUAUAUGAUUUCCGUGACAAACAUUUGCAAACGAUCCAGUAUAAACCAGAAGAAACAUCCACCAAACGCUCAACUCUCUUGCCUUAUUUCAAACCAUACACAACGCCAUCUCAACACAGACGUGAUCCUUACACCAGACCUGGCGUUUCCCUACUGAAGGAUUUCAUUGAAAAGGAGAAAAAUAAAACUUUGGUUACGACAACGGAGAAAAUCACUCAAGCCACUGACAGGAGCGACCGAGGUGAAGUAACAGAAAAACAAGAUAAAAUAACAAUUGAAACAAAGGAUUCAUUCGAAUCGGUCACGAAAAUACCUCAAACUACUAAGAACCUUUACUCACUUGCAACUGAAACCGCAUCCUCAGAUAGACUUGAAACAUACACAAACCAAGUCACAGAAGUGACUACGGAACCUUACCAGGAAAGAAGAGAAAGGUUGAUUCGCAAACUAAACUUAGGUACAUUUGGAUCAACACAAGUCACUGAACCAACGCCUACAGAAAAAUACUAUGGAGACCAACCAAAUAGACCGGGGCUUAUCGUACCGCCAUCUUUGACCCCUAAAACUCUUCACAGUUUGGCUAUUUAUUAUGCCACUGCGAUGGAUAAUCUUUCAACGGGUAGUACCUCCGCAACUGAAGAUAUUGAAACCACUACAGCGGCUUUGAAUGAAUAUGAAACCAUUGAUGAGGAAUUGCCUGGGCUCUUUAGUCGCCAUACGAUUAAUAAAUAUAGCAGUCUUUUUGGUCAUGGUUUAGACCACAGCGAAUUACUGGAUGACCUAAAACUUGAUCCCAAUGGAACUUAUAACGAACUUGUUGAUGAUCUUAGCGUUCAACAAAGCCAAAACCCUCUAGCUACGUCGCCUCAAAUUAGAGAGCUUGCUCAAGUUUUCACGCAUGCUUUAUCGGCAUAUCUGCAAGAUCCAGUGCAAUUUAGGAAAGUCCUUUCAGAUAUAAGACCCACCCAUCCAUCGUUCACUGAUACGGCAUCCACCGAUGAAUAUUUUAACACUGAACCUACAACAACGGUCAAUGAAGAGGAUGAUGAAAUACUAGGCUUUUCUGAUGAUAUUAAAUCUAGACCCUCUUUGGCUUCUCUGCGGGAUUCGAAAUCCUUGAGCAUAGCUACUGAAUAUCCGUCUAUCCCAGAAGAAACAACUACUACUCCCAAGCCUUACACUACGCCAAAACCUUACACUACUCUUAAACCUUACACUACUCACAGUGUUUCAACAUCGUAUUCAAGUGUUACACCUCGUAGUCCAUUCAGAUGCUGUGGAAGAAUAUCUGCAUCUUAUACUUCUCCAUCUACCCCGAUAAUAGUCUCGACGCCAUUACCGUAUACAAAUACAGUGGCAGCUAAAGUUAAUACACUAACCAACGAUGAGUUCAAUAAUAAAAUAGUUGCUACCACAGAGAAUAGCUAUACAGCACCUAAAUUUGGAGGAUUCCAAAACAAUACAUUUUCUGUUAAUGAUUCGCCAUACGGAAACGGCGUGAAUCAGCCAAAUUCUCAACCACUGAGCGAAUAUAUUGAGGCCACUAAUUUACCAACUGCAUGGGGCGUUGACCUUUCCGAACCAACAGCCACAUCUACUAUCGCGACACCAGUAAAUACUUUCGAAAGCAAGAAAAUAAGAACAACUACUGUCAUACCUGAAACCACUGCUAUAUAUUUCACAGAAGCUGAUAGUGUGGAAUUGGAAAACGAAGAGGAAUUACAAAGAGCGCACAGCCAGUCAUUUAUUGGUCCUCAAGGAAACAGCCUGCGACAAGGUAAACAAGUGCAGUUCGAUCCCUCUAAUACAACAGUGAGAAAACCUUCUGAAGAUCUCGAAGCUCCAACAUUGCCCGACAUUGAGACUACCGCUGUGCAAACGACUGCUCAACCAACCACAGCUCUGAAAGUUGAAGAAACAGAGCCAACGACGACCCUGUCUCCAUUAUCUAGCAGUGUAUUCACCUCACCAGACAAUGAUAAAACUACAAACCCUUUCCAAUGGCCUACUUUCGAGACAUGGCAUAGCACUGUCGUUGAUCCUAUUACCCUCAAUGAUGGUUUAAGCCCCUCAGGACCCGAAGAAGUAGCGAAACAAACGAAUUCUUGGGUAGCCAGUACAACAAUUACACCCACAACUGGGUACACAGCCACAACCGAACAAUCAGUAUCUUCAACGUCAAUAAACAUAGAUAUCGCUUCCCGUGGAAACUUUAACGACGAGCGUUUCGGAAGACUUCUAAAAGAUGAUCGUACUUCGACGGAACCUUCUCAGGAUUUCAGCGCGAUCACCGACACUGUAGUAGAAAAGGCUAAGGAAAUUAUGGGAGGUAUGAAUUCGACCACUACUGAGAAGCUCAUGAAUGUUAUGAAGAAAACUAAAUCCAAAACGGUAAAGAGGCUGAUUCUUUUGUUAGUUCAAACUUGCGACGACGAUCAUAACACGACAGCCGAGGCAUCGAAGAAAGCCCUGUUGGAAGCACUAAUGGCAGUCUCACAAAAGGACAUGGAGGAAAUAGCAAAAGAGGAAGAACAUCUAACUGAAAACCCUACAACGAUAUCGGAUUAUGAAGCUGUGAAAUCAACAGAUUACAGACAACCAGAGAGAUACGAAGAAGCAAGGCAAGAUGACAAACCUAGUGAAAGAAGAGAACCUUUCAUCCAUUCCAGUGAAAGGAGAGGCAAGAGUCUAAAUUUCGAAGCCACCGCUGUGAAUUCGUUAUCGAACCCGUCAACAGUUGAAUCUGUACGGUCUACAACAGACAAUGUACGGUCCACAACGGAGACCGUAAUUGAAACUACAGCGUUGCCUAGUAGAACAACUCAAUUUAAUCGUAGAGGUGCGAAGAAAUUCUUCACAAGAACAACGGUGGAACCUCAAGCUACGACUACUCAUUACGUAGAUAGUCCAAGAGCUGAAGCGAGAAUGGCUUCUCCCGAUUUGAAAGGCCCAGCUGACACAAGAGCGCUCGAACUAUUAAGAUCGUUAUACACUAUUGCAGCGCGGUGGGGUUGAUAACCCAUUACUAUUAAUAGAAAUAAUUGGUUUCUAUGUUCGUGAUUUAGGAAUUGUUUGAAUCUGUUAUACAGGCUGUACAAAACAAUGCGGCAGGUGAUUAAAUGAAAAAUUAUGUAUUAAAAUUCAACGGAUUUACAUUAUAAGUUCAUCUCUUAACUACAUAUUGGAAUCAUUAAUUAUCGUCAUUACUACAUAGUUAAAAUAAUAUUUUAUUUAAAUUAAAGUAACUUAGUCAUGGAACUUUAGAUGAUAAAGACUUCAAAAUGAAACGGAUUUUUUUCGAAAAUCUUUUAAUGCCUUUUCACCACUUGUACUGUCGUUUUGUGCAUCCUCUUAAUAUCUACAGGCAACUACUGCUUAAGACUUAAAUAGUAUCUUUGACAAAAAAUAUAUUAAUUUAUUCAACAAACAAUUCCUGAAUAGAAAUAAUGUUUUUUAUUACAUUACCUAUGUAGAUAGCUUGUUUUAUUUGGUGUUUGACUUUGAAAUUUUUACGAUCAUCUCAAUGUUCAAUGUUAGAAAAUUAUUGAUAAUUUUGAUGAUUGUUUGGGACCAUUUUGGCACCAACGCCAAUGGUGCGUGCAAUUUUAAAUUUCUUAUUUUAGAGAAAUAUUGUACCUACAUCGGUAAAUUAAAGUGCCUGUGUUAAAUAAAUACAUGUACAUUUGGUCACCAAGUAGUUAACUUAUUACGUUUUGUUAUGGAAAUGUAUAAGACUUUAUGUUAAGUAGAAAUUAGAGAAUAUAUUUUUUAUUUUUAUAUUUUUUCCUAUUACUAAGGAAAAUUGCCCUGAAACCUACUGAGUUACCUAUAUUAUUUUUACUUAUAGAUUUAUGAUACUGUUACAUAUUAUAAGCUGCCACAAUUUUGCUGUAAUAUACUUGUAAGUAAACUACGUCUAAAUAAAUUGUAAUAUAAGUGUGUAGUUGGUAGGUUUUUACAAUAAAUUUAUAAAAAAUAACUGUUGUCUUAUUGAGUUGUCUUAAAAAAACCCAGGAUCAGCCCCUAUAGCAUGACCACUGAAACGGGAUAUGAUAAAGCGAUAUAUCGGCAUUAACUGUCAGACUACUGUCAAACUCCACUGUAGUCUCGACAGUCAUGCUAGAGGGGCUGACCAGGAUCCAUCUAUUUGUUACAAUUUAAAAAUAUAAAAUGGUAUGGAGUAACAAACGAGACCUUACGUCUUUUCUGUCAUUGGCCGGAUUGUAUUGUUGUUGUUACUCCGACCUAUGAUGCUCCUUUCACAUGUGACGUAAUUUCUCAUUGUGUUUUGUAAGCGACUGUGUGAUAAAGUAAGCGCUCCACUGAUUCGGUUUCGUGAAGUAGUUUUCUGAGUGGAAUAAUCUUUCAUAACCCCCUUGAAAUAUUACUUACGGGAUAGCAAGCCUAUGCCCUACGCGGUGCCUAUCUAUUUAUCUACCUACAUACCGAAAUUCAUCAAAAUUGGGUCAGCGAUUUGGGCAUGAAAGCAUAAACGAGAGAAUAAGAAACUUUCGAAAUCAUAGUUUUACUUUUCAAACAAGAAAUAUUAGUUUAUAAAAUGUAGGAAUAACGAUCGCCUUACAUUUUAUCCCUUAAUCAUCAAUAAAUAUAUAAAGUUCUAUGAAAAUAGUUAACACUACCCUUAGCAUGAACCAAUAUCGAAUUCGUAACGUUUGCGAGUCCGAAAUGUCAUUGUCAAAUCUGUGCUGAUUUUUAGUUCUCGUUACGUACUUUGUGACGCUGCUGUUCAAGUUUCCAUACAAAAUUUGACAUUGACAUUUCGUACUUGCAAGUUAUUCGAAUUCGAUAAUGGUUCCUGCUAAGGGUACAUUCACAAACAAGCAAAGAGCCAAUUGAACCUAGACUAAGCAUUCAAAUUCAGAUAAAAUAUAAUGAAAUAUACAAUCAAAAUUAAGGCAUACAAUUGUGAGAAAUCGAAAUGAAACACACAAAAUAACUUUUAAAAUAUAUUAUACGCAACGUCAACCCUAAUAUACAAACGUAUUAAGAUCACUUUUUGCCUGCUGAUCUCUUGAGGAACCGGUCGACGUCUUGGUCGGUGACUUUGUGUCCGGACUUGAAGUAGCUCUUGACUCGCUUCUUCUUCUUCAUCAUGAGUUUGGCGGCGGCCAAUGCGCCUCUACGCUGCAACGACUCGUAGCGAUCGCGGAGGAGGUUCACUAGAAUUUGAAGUUUAUUUCAGUAACGAUAAGAGGCCGUUCAAGUAUUAGGAAAGCAGAUUAUUACAACUAUAUAGCCCCUCCUG